UUUGCUCUCUUUCUAGACUGCAAUAUUGGCUUGGGAAUGAUCUCAGGUGGCAUCCGGGACCCUCAGAUCACUGCAUCCUCUUCGUACUCGAUGUGGACUCAACCUUCUGCAGGGAGACUAUGGAACAACAUGUGAGGCUAUGUAAACGUCAGUUCACACGGCAACGGACGAAUUUUUAGACCGGUUGAAAAUUCGUGCGUUUAGAUGCGCCGCUCACACGGAACUUUUAACACUAACCGUACGAAAAUUUAGACGCCUAGCCGUUGAUCAAAGUUUCCUGUGAACAGGGAGAAAGUAUUGAACGGUCCCGAGAGAACGAAGUGACCGGUUAAAUAUUUUAGCCGGUCUAUAAUUCGUUUGGUUGCAGUGUGAACGUAUCUUAAGACACCCCUGAACAGUUCGCAGAUGUUAUAACGCUUUUGUUUGUUCAGAUUUAGACCUUUCAACGAUCUGUUCAUCAUUAGUUAGCCACCUAAAGAAAUUACCUCCUGCAUGAACGCUUUUAUUGAAAGAUUCAAAACAACGCUGCGAUAUACAAACCCAAACGUUUAUAGCGACGGAAAAAUGUAUUAAAUAACAUUCAGUUGAACACAAGCAACGUUAUCAGUUCUACUAUAUAGGAUAUUUCGAAAUCUAUUCCGUCAAACCAAAUAUUCUUCCGUAUAAUCUGAAAUCUGCAUGAGCACAGGAUAAUAUGCUAACAUCUGCCCAGCCAAUUAGAGCCAAAAACAGUACAAGGGUUAUAACAUGUAGGUCAUUAGAGUCACAGCAAAACAUGGUCGCUGACUGAUUGCAAAGUUUAGGGAGUGUAGGGAGUGAUUUGCUUGGGGGCGGGGGAUGGAAGGGGGAGGAAAUUCUAAAAAAAUGCCACUGUCAAGUUAAGAUUUGAAGCUCAUUUUAUCAAGCUGGUACGAAUUAUUUUUUUGGAAGUCAUCAUGACAAUUAAACAAAACUUGUCUCAGAUUUUUCUUUCAGUUCCUCCUAAGCAAACAGCAAAAACACACAAAAAAUAGAUAGAAAAAACUUUUUUUCCAGCAAAAAGGAAAUGUGUACCAGCAUUUCGUGGUCGUCAAUUAAUCGUCCAAUAGUACAAUAAGAAGAGAACUACAAACAAUGGCAAAAAAUUAAACGUAGGACGUUUUACCGGCAAAAUUUUAACCACAGAGGAACCUGUGGUUAAUCCUGGUUGUUUUCACAGUAAAACUCUUAGUAGCCACACUAAAGAAGUCUGGGUUACCUGUGCUGAAGCUUGGGUUAUCAGUGUGGAACCAUCACAGUUGGGUAGCGGUUGAUAAACGGAGUUUGUUCGUUCUAAAGGGUUUAAUUUUUGUUUUUAAGGCGAUUACAUGAGAGUACCCUAGGUGGCUGGUGUGCUAUGGAAGAAGAUGAUGAUCCAUAUUUACAGAUUGAUCUUGGAAAACAGAAAGUUAUCACGGCGGUAGCUACUCAGGGAUUAAAUAACCCACAGGGUAACUGGGUAGAAAGGUACUCUUUAAACUACAGCUGUGAUGGAAUCAACUGGAAAACAUAUCAAUCGUUUGCCAAAGAUGAGGUAAAUACUAUACCCUUAAAUACAUUUACAAGUUAUGAGUUGAAAGUAAGACUAAAUCGGUUAAAUUUAGGCCCGAUUCAUUUUCCUCGAGAUGCUUGUAUUUGUCACGCAUUUGGUUGAGUGUGUUUUUACCGUCAGGAAACAGCUUUGUUAGCAGCUCACAGUGUACCGUCUGAUGUAAAAAUUGGUAAUCGUAACAAGUGAGGUUAACUAAGGACACUUCCAGGUUACCCUUGUUUACCAGAAGUUCUGCGGAAGUUCAUAGUUUCAGCACCAAAGCCACCAAAAAUCGAAAAGAGAAAGAGAAAAAUCAUAAAAGGUUCUAGACCCUAUCGUCUUAAUAAUUAAUGUAAAUUUACAAUCUCUCUGUGAUUUUCGAAUCAUCAAAGGCUGAAAGUGAUGAUUAACAACUUUUAGUCCAAUAACUCUUCCUUUCCCAUUUUCGGUGUCAGAGCUGGAAGACGAAUACGAAUACGGAAAGAUACAGUUUGAACAUGUUUGAAAAUAAACUAAGUGAAGAAAAUGAAAAUGACCCCUGGAAUUAGGGCGGGUAAGCCUUUAAAGAAAAAUAUGUUAUUUCCGUGUAUUUGUGAUGUAUAAAAGGGGAAAUAACUUCAAGUAAAUUUCCAUUGUGCAAGCAGAUGAUAAACGAGCAAGCCAGGUCUGGAUUUUUAGUCAUUGCUUGUUUAUAUUUUUUAGUUUUCUUUAUUUGGCUACGGAAAUAAUUUCAUCGAGGUUACGAAUGGUUAUAAGUGAUGAAUAUCGAGGAAGACUAGAUAUUCUUAUGUGAUUGGCUGCUCGACUAUGUCGACAAUUUUUGCCGAUUUCUGAAUGGAGGUGCGAAGAUAUCGACGCAUGGUUAUUAUCGGGUAUAAUGUGGUGCUCGAGAAGUUUUCUUUUGACUUUAAAACAAAGUUGGACCCGACGGUAGCCUGCGUAGCAGGUGCUUGCCAACGUGACAAUCAUUGACAAAUAAUUUUGCAGUUGAAUGAUAAACCAGGGGUUAUCUUCAAAGAGCGAAACACAUUUUGCAUCCAUAUGGUUCCAAGCUUUUCUUUCGCCUCAACGGACAGAUGUGACUCAAGGUCAAAUUAUCAGCUAAUAACAUUAUUUACCUUAGUAGGCAGAGAUUUUUGCCACAACGUUUAAAUUUAAUGCCUCAACUGGCGAAAAAUACUUUGAUUAAUUUCAUUUGGUACCGAAAAGCUGGUUUGCUUCGCAUCUUUCCUCUCUUUUCUCCCUAGACCAACAAGCUAGGGUGAACCCACAGCAGAAUAGAAAAAACUCCAUGAAGGAGGAUUUGAUCGAUAUAAUCAUCGCACCUUCAUUUAUUCGCGAAUCGGCAAAUAGAGCAGCCAAACACAUAUCAGGCUGAAUUUCUAGUCCUCCUCGAGAAUCAUCCCCAAAAUGCUCUAACAAAACCAAUAAUAAGAAAACCAAUCGACUGGGCAUGCUUCUGAUCUUAAAUCCGACAAAUUUUGGCGACUUUUUCCCACUAUAGUAGAGGAAAAUGUGUGCUGGCUUGCAUAAAUAAGGCUUGCCAGCAAUUAAAAACCUACUCUCAAAGGAGAUGUUUUCUCUGAGACAACACUAUAGCUAUUUACUUCAUUAUUGUUAGCAUUUACCUUACUGACUGACUGACUGACCACCUCACUUAUUUACUUACUUAGAUAAUAAAUUACUUUAAAUAGAGAAUAUUAAUUAAAGAAGAGAUUUCUAAAAAGUAUCCUUUAAAAAAAAUCCUAUUAUUCCUCCCAUGUACGUAAUAAAGAGUUUUUUUUUGUUUACUUAGGUUUUGAAGGGUAACACCGAUGGUGACACAGUUGUAAGCAAUAAACUGGACGAGGCCAUUAUAGCUCGAGAAAUAAGAAUAAAAGCACUUCAGUGGAAUAUGUACGGCAUGGUCUGCAUGAGAGUAGAAAUCUAUGGUUGCGAUACAGACAAAGGUAUUGAACAAUCGUAGCUAAUAUUAAGCACGUUAGAAAAAGCAUAGCAAGGUCAUCAUCUUAAAAAACUUUCUAUUAGGCAGCCAGCGGAUACUUUUCAGUGAGUUGAAAGGGCAACGUAGGCUGUCACCGCCAGACUGGCCUUUUCCGCUGCCUCAUUUGAUAGCAACACAAUCAAAAGGUCUGAGAAAUAUUAGCCAGGAUAACGCCUAGACUAAUCAGCCAUGAUGAGAUGAUUCGUUCCAAUUCGUCCAUCACACUUCUAAAUAUUUGGACGAAAUACAAUGGUGAUUUGUUACCAUUCAUAUCAACCCUCUUAAGUAGAACUUUUGCGUUGUACUAUUUAUUUAUUUUGGGUUUAGAGAAAAAAACUUAGAGUUUUUGGUGAAUUUUCAUUUCGGUUUCUGUUAGGGGUAAGAGGGUUAGAGGUUGAUUUAUUUCAGCCAAGUUUCACACACAUGCGUAAAACCCGUCCCUGAAGUUUCCUGAAUGAGCGCAUAUUAAUGUACUGAGACUUACGUGUUUAUCACAAUGCAACCAUGAAAGACAUUUUUACCUUAGGUUAUUUAAGUCCUAAAGUUGUAAUAUUUUCUGCUCGACACCUUACAGAUGGCCGCUUUGAAGACUGUAGCACAGAGGCGGGAAUGGAGAACAGACAGAUAACUGAUAGACAAGUGACUGCGUCCUCUUUUGCCAGCGGUCAUCACCCAUCACGAGGUCGACUUAAUAAUGAGAUUCAACAUGUCAAUGGUACUGUGUUAUUAGGCAGCUGGUGUGCGGCAACCCAAGAUACCUCACAAUACAUACAGGUAUAGACCUCUUGUACCACACAAUGAAACGAGGUGCAGCCUUGGGUGGGUAAUUUUAUACAGACCACUCGGGCCAGGUAUGGACCACCAUUAAACCUUAUCUUGCAGCUACUUUAACUACAAUUGUCUUGACAAGGCGUCAUGUCUCCUGAAUCGCUUAAUACCGGUACGUUCUUAAUUCUGGGCCUGCUGUAAGUGGACCUUACACUUGAAACGCCUUACUGCGAUUGUCACAUAACUCCGGGGAAGAUAUAAGAAAAACGUUAGAUGAGAAAAGUAUCAUUUCUGUCUCAGGUUGACCUUCCAGCGUCGCGAAACAUCUCUGGAGUCGCCACUCAAGGAUCUGUGAUGGGGACCUGGGUAACAGAAUAUACUCUUAACUACAGUAUGGAUGGGUUACAUUGGAAUACUUACUGUAAUCAAACUGACGGCAAAAUAAAGGUGGGAGUUACUAUCCAAAAAAGAUGAUUAGUUAAAGGCCAUUGUAUCAAAAAUAGAACAAAAGCGAUACAAGUAGAGGAAGUUUGGGUGUUUCUUAAUGUUGCUGAAUCAAUUGUUGGUUAGGUAUUGUUUUGUGGUGCGAGUAUUGUUUAGUGUCUUUUCAGUCUUCUGUAUUACGUCAUGUGUUGAUCGAACCGGAUGAGCACGCAACACCAAGCAGAAGUUUCCAGUCCGCAAGAGUUAGAAGCAGAAUAAAAUACCUUAACUUCGUUGUGAUUUACAAGUCUUAACUUGAUCAUUAUUCAUUCACUUUACCUAUCUUCAGCUGUGUUAUAUAUACAGUAAAACCCGCAGGAAUGUGCGGAAAAUGAACCGAACCUCCAGUCUGAAAACUUGCCACUGAAAUAGGUAUGGCGCUCCAAUGCGCGCCUUACGCGCACGCGGACGCUCCGCUACCAAUAAAUGACAGUCCCUGUAGUAGUAGAUAACUUGAUGGCUAUUUUACAGAUUCUCCAGGGGAACGUGGAUACCCUUACGGCCCAUAAGAAUAUGUUUGACUGGCGAAUCAAUGCUCGUUAUAUUCGCAUUAACCCAAGGGCGUGGACACCAACCGGACAAAUCUGCAUGAGAGUGGAAAUAUACUUGUGCCACAAUUACCAAGGUGAGUGA
Messenger RNA from Porites evermanni, 5417 nucleotides. The record is from the annotation of a GenBank genome assembly. NCBI's taxonomy places the organism in Eukaryota, Metazoa, Cnidaria, Anthozoa, Scleractinia, Poritidae.